Molecule: messenger RNA, 1536 nt
Organism: Candidozyma duobushaemuli
Lineage: Eukaryota; Fungi; Ascomycota; Pichiomycetes; Serinales; Metschnikowiaceae
Product: kinetochore-associated Ndc80 complex subunit
Exons: 1
Coding region: 1-1536 (511 amino acids)
Biological process (GO): attachment of mitotic spindle microtubules to kinetochore
Cellular component (GO): Ndc80 complex
Source: RefSeq, a predicted model, not a curated record
AUGCUCAUGGGAGAGAUCUACGAUUUCUUGGUGGCUAACCGGUUUGAACUCGAGAUGAAUCACGCCGUCUCGAGACGAACGCUCCAGCUGCCUACCCAGAAAGAGUUUGUGUUGAUGUUUCAGUUCUUAUACCGCAAGAUCGAUCCUCAUUUCACCUUCACAAAAUCGCUAGAAACAGACGUGAUCCUGGUCCUCCGCGCUUGGGAGUAUCCUUAUACCGAGCACUUGAGUCGAACGCAUAUCAGCUCUGUUGGCCAAUCGUGGCCAAAAUUCCUUGCAAUGCUCUACUGGCUUAUGAAGCUCAAUUUGGCCCUUCUGGGUCUCACAGAGGAUGACAUGAUCGCCAGCGAUGAUCCCUUCGAUAGGCUAUUCAUCAGGUAUACGCAUCAGUGCUAUGGUGCUUAUAUCGACCAGCAGGAAGACUAUUCUGGAUUUUACAAGGAACUAGAGACGGAAUUUGACGAAAUUAAUGCAAAGACUGUGAGUGAGCAGGAGACGCGGUCUCAACGGUUGAAAGAACUUCUACAGCAACGUGAAGAGCUCAAUGGGAAAGUCGCGGAGCUCAAUGAGGCACAUGCGAAAUCUAGAGCAUUAGAAAAUGAUCUCAAACAGUUCUCGGAUUACAUGAACAAAAUGAGCGACCGCAAAGAAAAAUGGGGAGACCUUCUCAAGCAGAUGGAGGACGAGUUGACCAAGCUCCAGCAGCAGAUCCUGGAGAUGCAAGAAGAGAAGAAGAAAUAUGAGGACCAGCUCACGGCUAAGGGACUCUCUGCUACGGAAAUCGACCAGCUGAACAUCGAGAGAGACAGACUUUCCAAAGCAAUCGAACGCACUACAAACAAAUUAAAAGAUACCCAACAGAACAUUGCCGACCAGGAAUACCAGCUUCGACUGAGCUGCGACAGUCUCAUAAAUCUUGUCAGCCAGUACAACUAUUUGACUAGCAGAAUACCCGUGCAAGAAUAUCUGUUUGAGCUAGCGGUGAAGCAAGACUUGGCUCAGACGGACCAAGAAAUAAGCGCCGACGAUGUCUUGACGAAAACUCUUCGGGACGAAAAAGUGAAGCUUCUACAAUGCCGUUCAGCACUCACGCAAGAGCUUCGAAAGAAGCAAGAGGAGAAACUCAAGCUCCAAGAAGAAGUGGAUCAGCUCCACGUCAGGAUCUUCGAGCAGAACGAGUUUCUUGAUGGCAUCAAGGCCAAGUGCCGCAAAACCAUGCAGCUCUAUUCCGAGGCAUACGAUUUCAUGAUGACUGAUAGCAAGACGUACUCAGCCAAGAUUGAAAAGCUCGACCGAGACUUGCAGACGCUUCGUCUUCGAGUCAACACAGGCAUCAUCGAAGCCGAGAGUACCAUCAAAAGUCUCCGCGUGAAGAAACAGGAAACCGAGUACCGCAUCAAGGAAGAGAGGGAAAGCCUCCACCGGACGGUGCUGACCAUAAUAGACCAGGUGCUCGAUUUCAAAUACGCGAUACAAGAGGGUCUCGACGAGCUCGACACGCUCGCUUUCCAGGAGCUCGAGGCCCAGGAGGACUAA